This is a messenger RNA of Leptinotarsa decemlineata (Colorado potato beetle), 3416 nucleotides long. It is a transcript of the gene enok, whose product is annotated as histone acetyltransferase enoki mushroom. Lineage: Eukaryota; Metazoa; Arthropoda; Insecta; Coleoptera; Chrysomelidae. Gene Ontology annotation, molecular function: histone H3 acetyltransferase activity; DNA binding; chromatin binding. Gene Ontology annotation, biological process: regulation of transcription by RNA polymerase II; nucleosome assembly. The record is from RefSeq and is a predicted model, not a curated record. Gene Ontology annotation, cellular component: nucleus; nucleosome; chromatin.
UUCUCCAAAACAAGAAUCUAUAAGAUCAGAAAGUAGGUUGAAACAGGAAAAAGGUGAUGAAAAACGCUAUCAUCAGAAAUUUCCUCAUGAGGAAAAAACUACUUAUGAUGUCCAGAAGAUGCAUUUGGACAAUGAAAGUCUGUUAGCAAAUGCAAUGGCAACUCAAAACUAUCAUCACAUGACACAAGCUCAAUAUGCUCCUUUUCCUUGGGAAAGAAUUCCUUGGAGCAAAAGUAUAUAUUAUGAUAACAAGAGAGAUUUUCAGGGCUACCAUAUGAUUCCCCAGUUUCCCCCAUUGGAUAUGUUACCAAAACAGCCUAGUUGUGAGAAGGAAAAACAUCCUCCGAAGUCGCAUCGUCAUUCAAGUCAAAGUAGCAGCAGUAUGAGGCUUAAAGACGGCAGCAAGCAGGAGAGUAGAGAAAGGCAUUCUUCACCUAAGAAAGAAGAGAGAAAUAAAUCAAAAAUUGAUCAGGACAUUUAUGGUUCCAUGAAAAUAAGUGGUGACACUCAAAAAUCUUCGAGUUGUUCUUUCAAUUCCCAGAGUUCAAGUAAACAUAAUAUUCCGAAUGUCCCAAAUAAUAUAGAAAAGAAUGAUAAAGGUAAAGUAGAGCUAGAACCAAAGCUUGAUACACCGACACAUCAAAUGCAACAUCCUGCGAAACCAACUAUGCCCACCCCAACAGAUUUACCAUCAAUGGGAGUAUAUACUCCAGAUUCUACAACCAACUCUGUCAUGAGUAUGCACUACGGACAGUGUGAAUUGGAUGGUACUCCUAUGAGCCUCUCGUCGCCUGCAUCUGUUUCUAGCGAUAUGAAUUCACAAACUUCUGUGGAACCUGUGAGGCCUCCUUCUGCUGUUGCUACAAAUCAGACUUCGUCAACACAGCAGACACCACAAACCAACUACGAUUGUUCUGUUCAGCAUAACAUGCAACAGAACUUACAGUCUGUUACUGUGUCAAGCCCAAACGUUACUCAAACAACUAUGCAAAUGAGUCAGACUAACCAGUCUAUGCAUCAAAGCACAUCCAGCAAACGGCAAGUACAACAGCAAAGAAACAGAUCAAAUACUCCAUCAAAUAAACAACAUGCCAUUAGUCGGUCCACACCACCAAAUACAAGUCAACAGGUUCAGCAAAGCAGGCAAAGAUCAACUCCUCCAUGUAGUACACAACACCUCCAACACAUGCAGGCUAGUCCUACCACACAACACACAACAAUGCAGCAGCAACAUCAUAAUACCCAGCAGUUACAACCUCACUUACACCAGGUUGCCGUGCAUCAGGGUUACCAGUAUCAGCUGGGACCUUCUCACCAGCAUCCCCAUCAUAGCCAUCAUCAUACAGUGAUCAGUAGCCAAGGCAAUUAUAUUCCACUGGCAGUGACUACUCAAGCUUUCCCCCCACAACCAACAAGUACCUGCGUUAAUGUACCUCCAAUGACGACAGUCAUACAGCAUAGUAUGAGUACUCAACAGGGUGGAAUAAGUCCUUUGAAUACUCUUGGCGCAUCUCAUCAAAAAUUAUCUUCUAGUCCAAGUUGUGCUGUAACAUCUGGAACCAAUUUUUAUAUCCAGACAAAUUCUCACGCCCAUUCCCAUACCCCCGGACCAGCUUCUACCCCGUCUCCUAAUCAGCGUGCAAAUACUGGUCAAGCUGGAUCUGGCAACGCAAGUUGUAGCUUGGCUAAGUUACAGCAGUUGACGAAUGGCCUUGAAAUGAUGCCUUCUGUAUGUAAUACAAUGACUCCUUCUCCUACUGCUGCUAUGACACUAACUCCACCUCCUACACAUCCUCACGCAACUCCACCUCCUUCGCACCAGAUGCUACAAAACCAAACUGUUAGAAACUUGACACCUCCUUCUUCGAUCCCUCCGAAUCUUCAGCAACCGGUGAUCAGCUACCACAAGUAUUAUCAGACCAAUAUGAAUGUCAAUCAACUUGGUGGUACAGUUACACCUCCAAUUGGUCAGAAUCUAGGAAGACCUAGUAGAAACGCUAGUAACGUAGCUGCUAUGCAGCAUAUGCAAACGUACAACAUGAAUAGUUAUCCGAUGGCCACACAGCAAACCCCUGGUUCUGUGACAGGUUACAUAACCAAUACACCUGGUUUCAAUCAGAUACCAAUGCAGAUGAUGAACAUGGCUCAAACACAGUAUCAGGAUCCAACGUUACAAAGAGCCCAACAUAACACCAUGUAUAGAGCUUAUAUAAACGGCAUUAUGCAGCCUUUGAAUGGAACAAUGAGACGCUAAUUUCAGUUUAGCCUUUCGACUGAUGUUAGCAGUUGUAUCAACGAUUCUAUAGGUUGAAUCUAAUGUUAUCCGGUUUUAGAAAUCCAACAUAUUAAAGUGUUGUGUUCUAGUUUUGGUCCAACCAUCAGAACUGGGGCAUCACAUCCUGAUGAUGGUAACGUUGUUAUUGAAACACGUGUCGAAGUAAGGUGCUCUAGUUAUGGUAUAUCAUAAAAGUAUUUUCAUUAGACUUUUAAUAUAUUGACUUUCCAAUAGUAGAAAAGAACAUUUUCAUAAUGCUGGAAAGUUACUUGUCACUGUCAACAAAUUUGUGAAACAAACACCAAGAAAUAAUUUUCUAUAAAGUUGAAUCUGUAUUAUCUGUAAGUACAUGCUUUUUUUGGUAGCACCUUUACUUGUAAUUAUUGUGCCCCAAAAUUUUGACAAAGGAGAAGAGUUGAAAGUCCUAUUUUUACUGAAAGAUAUAUGUAUAUAAGAGGAAUAAGUGAUCAAGAACUAUUUUAAUUUUUGGUGGAAUUUGUGUAGUGAUACCGAAAAUAUGAAGCUAUAGCAUGUAUUUUGUAAAUGCAUGAGUUAUAGUGUUAAGCUUUAAAAAAGUUAUUUAGAAGUCGAGUCCAUUAUUUAAAAAAACUUGGAUUUGACUGUAGAGCACCAUUGCAUUAGUAAUUUAAGAAGAAAUUCUUUCAAAAACAGUUGUGAGAACUUUAAUUUUGAUGAGAAUUUGGCUGUGCAGGCUUAUGAUCUGUUUGUGUAAUAAUUGUAUAUUUCCAGUUGUUAAUAUUUUUCAUUUUUCAAUUGUUAUUUGGUCUUGACUAAGGUGAAUAUUUUAUAUGUGAUGCUGAGUUUUCAACUACAAGAUCUCUCCUUGGAUUUACUUUAGGUACCCUUUACCUAAUAUGAAUUAUUUAUUGCAAAUUGUAAAAUAUUUCUUGAAUUUUGUGAGAGACUUGGUCGAUUGUAUACACCUUUUUUUGAAUUAUGUUAUACUUGUGUUGAGAUGAGAAAUUCUUUGAAAUGAAUAAUUUUUUGCCUCAUUUUAAUUGUUGCACAGCAGUGUGAAUUGGAUUUGUUUGAAACAAAAUUUGUUAACUAACAUUUUGCUGUAUGUUUUACUUUUGUAUAACUAAUACAUAUAUGAUAUUAAAAAAUAGUUUUAAAUAUA